AUGUUUGUCUUUCACUUGACAUUCACUAUUGUGAAUACAUCUCAAACAAACUCUUCUUCUUCGAACACUGAUGACAAUGGUCCUGUCAUUGGUAUCGAUCUGGGAACUACCUACAGUUGUGUAGCCAUCUAUCGAAAUGGUCGUGUUGAAAUUAUUGUCAACGAUCAAGGAAAUCGAAUCACACCUUCUGUGGUGGCCUUCUCUGAGAAUGGAGAACGUUUGAUUGGAGAAUCAGCCAAAAAUCAAGCAACUCUCAAUCCUUACAAUACCAUCUAUGAUGCAAAGAGACUCAUUGGUCGUCGUUUCUCUGAUCCACAACUUCAAAACGACAUUGCUCUUUUACCAUUCAAAGUGGUGGACAGGAAUGGAAAGCCAAAUAUUGAGGUCGAAAUUCGAGAAGGAGAGAAACGAGUCUUCUCACCUGAAGAGAUCUCAGCCAUGAUUCUUGGAAAGAUGAAACUCAUCGCAGAAACAUAUUUGGGACAUAAAGUGACACGUGCUGUCAUUACCGUCCCAGCCUACUUUAAUGACGCACAAAAGCAGGCCACUCGUGACGCUGGAGCUAUUGCAGGAUUGAAAGUAGAGAGAAUCAUUAAUGAACCUACUGCUGCAGCAAUUGCGUAUGGAAUUGAUAAGAAGAAGCAAAAUCAGAAGGUUCUUGUCUAUGAUUUGGGUGGUGGAACGUUUGAUGUGAGCAUGUUACUGAUGGAUGAAGAUUUCUAUGAGGUGUUGGCCACAAGUGGAGACACACAUUUAGGAGGAGAAGACUUUGAUAACCGAGUAGUGAGAUGGUUAUUGGAAGAAUUCAAAAGAAAGUAUCCAAACAAAUCCAAGUCCAUUGAUAUGGAUAAGAAAGCCGUUCAAAAGUUAAAGAGAGAAGCAGAGAAGGCCAAGAGAGUUCUAUCUUCACAACAUGAGACUAGAAUUGAAAUUGAGGCGUUGCAUGAUGGUGUGGAUUUUAGUGUGAAAUUGACUCGAGCCAAGUUUGAACAGCUCAACCAUGACUUGUUCGUGAAAACAUUGAAACCUCUCGAACAAGUUCUUAUCGAUGCCAAGCUCACCAAGGACCAAGUAGAUGAAAUUGUACUCGUUGGCGGCUCCACUCGAAUUCCAAAAAUUCAACAAUUGUUAGUGGACUUCUUCAAUGGUAAAAAACCAAAACAAGGUAUCAAUCCAGAUGAAGCCGUUGCUGCUGGAGCUGCCAUUCAAGGAGGAAUUAUUGCUGGUGAUGUAGAAGAUUUGGUGUGGGUGGAUAUUGCUCCACUGUCACUUGGUAUUGAGACUGUAGGUGGUGUCAUGACGAAAAUAAUUCCAAGAGGUACCAAAAUUCCUACUCAAAAGUCACAAAUCUUCUCCACCUACCAAGACAACCAACCAGGUGUCUUGAUUCAAGUGUUUCAAGGAGAACGUUCAAAAACUGCUGACAAUACUCUCUUGGGAAAAUUUGAAUUGACUGGCAUUCCUCUUGCUCCACGUGGUGUACCACAAAUUGAAGUAACGUUUCAUGUAGACUCGGAUGGAAUUCUUCAUGUGACAGCUCAGGAUACUAAAACCCAACAAAAGAGUAAUAUCACCAUCUCCAAUGAGAAAUUGAACAUGAAUAAGGAAGAAAUUGACAAGUUAAUGGAAGAGGCACGUCAAUACGAAGAAGACGAUCGAAAAUUUAAGGAAACAAUUGAUGCUCGAAAUGAGUUGGAAGGAUUCAUGUAUGGCAUUAAGAAUCAACUGAAGGAAGAGAAAUUUAAGGCCAAGUUCAAGAAUGAGAUGGAUUUGAAAACAGUUGAAGAGGAAUUAACAAAUUCAAUGAAAUGGCUCGAGACACAUCCUGAUGCGUCUAAGGAAGAUUUCCAAAAUGAAAAGAGCAAGUUAGAAGACAAACUGAAACCAUUAUAUGCAAACAUGCAAGCCUCCGACUCUCAAAACGAAGGGCAACGACAUGAUGAAUUAUAG
Naegleria lovaniensis is the source of this 1950-nucleotide messenger RNA. RefSeq lists its product as uncharacterized. Gene Ontology annotation, molecular function: heat shock protein binding; ATP hydrolysis activity; ATP binding. The coding region runs from base 1 to 1950 and encodes 649 amino acids. Gene Ontology annotation, biological process: endoplasmic reticulum unfolded protein response; cellular response to unfolded protein; protein refolding. Gene Ontology annotation, cellular component: nucleus; endoplasmic reticulum lumen; cytoplasm. The record is from RefSeq and is a predicted model, not a curated record. NCBI's taxonomy places the organism in Eukaryota, Heterolobosea, Eutetramitea, Acrasida, Naegleriidae. The transcript has a single exon.